Oncorhynchus kisutch (coho salmon) is the source of this 829-nucleotide messenger RNA. RefSeq names its product dual specificity protein phosphatase 3-like. The transcript is spliced from 4 exons. The coding region runs from base 134 to 751 and encodes 205 amino acids. Gene Ontology annotation, cellular component: cytoplasm. Gene Ontology annotation, biological process: protein dephosphorylation; negative regulation of MAPK cascade. The record is from RefSeq and is a predicted model, not a curated record. Gene Ontology annotation, molecular function: MAP kinase phosphatase activity; protein tyrosine/serine/threonine phosphatase activity. Lineage: Eukaryota; Metazoa; Chordata; Actinopteri; Salmoniformes; Salmonidae.
ACACACAGACCCUCAGAGGCUCUCUCGUGAGAGCAAUGCAACAGCCGGGUGAAAACCUGACUCCUCUCCUGGUCGCUCUGUAAACCGACACCUGCUCGACAUAUUUAACAGCUCUGCUCUAGUCAAGAAGGGGAUGAAGCAAAAUCAGAGCGCAACCAAGCAGCCUACCGUGUCAUUGCGAGUUGACAUGUCAGACUAUGAAGUGUCAGUGCAGCAGCUCAAUGAUCUGUGUGCCAAUGUUGACGGUUACUACAGCAUGCCAACACACCAUGUCGACGAGGUGUUCCCCAGGAUAUAUGUUGGAAAUGCUAUUGUGGCCAUGAACACGAUGCGUCUGAAGAAGCUAGGCAUCACCCACAUUCUGAAUGCAGCGGAAGGCAACUCCUUCAUGCACGUUAACACCAACGCGGAGUUCUACGCUGGCACAGGCAUCACAUACCACGGCAUGGGCGCCAGUGACACAGACCACUUUGACCUCAGCAUCUACUUCGAGGAGGGGGCGAACUUCAUCGAGAAGGCCUUGGCACACAAUGAUGGGAAGGGUAAAGUAUACGUUCACUGUAGAGAGGGCUACAGCCGCUCCCCAACACUGGUCAUCGCCUACCUGAUGCUGCGCCACAGGAUGGACAUUCGGUCCGCCCUGUCCAUGGUACGACAGAAGAGAGAGAUUGGCCCUAACGAUGGCUUCCUGCGCCAGCUGUGUCGCCUCAACGAAACUCUGGCGGCCGAAGGAAAGUUCUGGAACCAAUGACGGUUUUCUUUCCCCUGUACUCGUACCUUACAAGACCUGAGCCCUAGGACCAUGCCCCAGGAUUACCUGACAUGAUGA